Epithele typhae is the source of this 2322-nucleotide messenger RNA. RefSeq lists its product as uncharacterized. The coding region runs from base 1 to 2322 and encodes 773 amino acids. NCBI's taxonomy places the organism in Eukaryota, Fungi, Basidiomycota, Agaricomycetes, Polyporales, Epitheliaceae. The record is from RefSeq and is a predicted model, not a curated record. The transcript is spliced from 21 exons.
AUGGCCCCACCUCCCUCUGCACACUUCCAGGAGCUCGCGCACGAGGCUCUGAACUUGAGCCGCCUCCUCCCCAGCAUCGAAAGGAAGGUCGCCAAGAUUGACGCAAUCCUGGCGAGCGAAGAGCAUGUCAAGCAGUGGGCUCAAGCCAAUGACGCAUACACCAAGUUGGUCAUCGACUCGGAGGUCGCUGCGAGUCGCCUCGUUGCGUUCCUGAAACUCUACCUUGUCAUCGGCGGCGACAGGGCUCAUGUCUCCGUAGACGAGAGAAUCUCAACGCUGUCGAUGGAUGCUGAGAAUUUGGAGUCGAUGUACAGCACCGGCAACUUCUCCGCCGAAGCAGAUGCGAUAUCCAAGUCCUUCGGCGCCACCGCGAGCGACCUACAGCACAUCAUGAGCGACAUCAUGAGCCAAGACGCCGAAAGCGCGCACCAUCAGUCUGAGGGCAGCUCUAACGAACCCGUCCAGGCGUCCACGCGCGGUGUACAAGGGAAAGGGCUCCUGUGUUCUUGGUUCAGCAGGAUGCGCCAAUCCGAAGCCUCUACGCAGCUUGAGGUACCGCACGCGCCACUCCAGCGUACGCGCGCGAGUCAUGCCGAGUCUCUGCGCGGUCUCGCGCACGAUGUCGCGCAGGGUGUUGACGAGGUGUGCAGCGUGCUCACGAAACAUGCAUCACUUUUCAACGAGGUGUUCGACAAGCCGAUAUCCAAGCUCGCGAAGGAAAUACAGGGCCGCAUCGCGGCGCUCAAGGCCGAGAAGAACGGCGUUCCUCAGGCUGAGCAGUAUCGACACUAUUCCGCCCAGGAACGCGCCAAGGAGGCGGUUCCGUACUGGACGGAUCUUGCUGCGCUUUAUGACCUUCCGGACGUGGGUCGAGGCAAGCGCGUCAUUAGCCCAGCCCAGCGGGGCUCUGGACCGAAGGCAAGUCCUACAGCGUACGGGUUCCUAGCCGGCAAGGAGGUCAAGGACGCCCACGUGGGGAACCUCGACCUGCGGGAUCAGCGUGCGGCACUCGAGUGGAUUCAAAACGGCGAUCGCAAUCGAACUCUCUUCCUCGGCGCGAUCAUGCAGAGCGGUGCGCCUAUCCCCGUCGGUGACGUCAAGAACGGUCAGAACGACUACGACGUGCGCGUAUCCGAGAUCGCGGCAUCGUCUGGCCCUCUCUCGCCGAUGAGGCAAGAUCAGGGUCAUCGCAGCUCGGACAACCUCUUCCAUGCUACACUGAGUGGGACGCUCAACCUACUUAUGCGCUACGACGAUCUCUCCGCCUCGUCAUCCGUUGUACGCAAAAAGGUGCUCACUGGAGAGUACAAUUCCCGACUCCUUGAGCCCAACGCUACCGCGUCCGCGUCCUACUCCACACUCUAUCCCCGCCACGCUAUCAGCACCACCGCGGACCCGUCCCGAGGCUCUAUCGCCGCCCCUGAUCCGAGCGGGACCGCGUUCGCCGACCUCACCGACCCACUCAUGUCGUUCCCGAAGCGCGAGCGCGCCAUUCUCGACCGUGCCGAUGCCGCGGACGCCUCAACGGCGCAAGACGAACGCACCUUCGCUCGCAGAGUCGCCGCACACACCGCUCUCCGGCCGCGCGGCGGCAGGCUCCACUCCCGCGACCGUGGCGCGCUAGCAGGUGCAGACAACCGCCUCGCUCGCACGCCUGCCGGUGACGAGCUCGUCAGCUCGAACCAGGCCACAAGAUUUCCUUUGCCGAAGCUCGAGGCGAUAAUGGCGCCUACUCGACAAGCCUGUGACCUAGCAGAAGCAACAGCUGGGCGACAAGUUCUGACGAGUCGUGAAGGCAAAGGUGCACCGAAGAUCAUGAUCGCUCUACUGGGCCAGGACGACCUUCGCCCACCGGCGCAUCUGAUGAACAGCUACCCGUCGGUGCUCAAGGGGAAGGCGCUUCUUGUUCAAGCAACCCAGAGCAACGACACCCUUCUCCGCGGCGCCGUCUUCAUGAGGAAAUUUUCACGGACUAACUCGCCCGCCCUACGCUACCCGAAGCGUUUCGGCCCCAGCUUGAUCUCAAACACCUCUUCGACGCUGGUCGCAGCUAUGGAAAGUCAAAUCGCUCUCAGCGCUCUCGAGAGUAAAUGGGCGAUGGUCUCAGCCAUCGGCAAGUGGUACACGUGGACCAUCACCUACGACCACUUCCUCACACUCGAUGUCGAGAUCAAACACAUCUGGAGCAGGAAGAUGACGAGUGCAGGGGCGAUCUACGUCGUCAUACGUUACUCCUCAUUGGUCUCCAACAUCCUCACCUUCCUCGAUUUCUUCCCUUGGCCGGGCAAAUCAUCACCAAAGUAUGCACCUGCUCGCGUCUAA